Messenger RNA from Tyto alba (common barn owl), 3598 nucleotides. RefSeq names its product family with sequence similarity 210 member B (gene MIMS2). The transcript is spliced from 3 exons. The record is from RefSeq and is a predicted model, not a curated record. The coding region runs from base 43 to 546 and encodes 167 amino acids. NCBI's taxonomy places the organism in Eukaryota, Metazoa, Chordata, Aves, Strigiformes, Tytonidae. Gene Ontology annotation, cellular component: mitochondrion.
UCGCCAGGCCUGGCCGCACAGAGCCGGGGCCGCGCCGUUGCAAUGUUCCGGCUGGGCCCGCUCGCCGUGCGCUGCGGUCCCCGCCUGGCCCGGGCCGGCCUCGGCCCGCCGCGCCCCCUGCUAACGCUGCGAUCCGCCGCCGGCAGCUCUGCCAAGCAUGCAGGUGGAUCCCCUGAAAAGACAGCCACAGAUCCCAGUGGUGAAAAUAAGAAACUCAACAAAACCCAGCAGCUGAAACAAGUUUUUAAAGAAUAUGGUGCUAUAGGGGUUUCAUUCCAUGUUGGAAUUUCAUUAGUAUCUCUAGGAAUCUUCUACCUGGCUGUGUCAAGUGGUGUCGAUAUGACUGCAGUUCUCCUCAAACUUGGUUUCAGUGAAUCAUCGUUGCAAUCUAAAAUGGCUGCUGGUACAAGCACAUUUGUGCUGGCAUAUGCUAUUCACAAAUUGUUUGCUCCAGUACGAAUCAGCAUUACUAUAGUUUCUGUGCCAUUUAUUGUCCGAUACUGCCGGAAGAUUGGUUUCUUCAAACCUCCUGCCUCAAAUCCAUGAUGAGGAUUCUUCACUGGUUUUUACUGUUUUUUUGAAAUGCUCUAUAUCCAUGUAGCUUUUUAGAUUGCUAAAUUUCUUUAAAAGACUUAUUUGGAUUCAUGUUAAUGCUGACCUCCUCUUGAAUUUCUUACUUGUUCUUUCAGGUAAAUGUUACACUGUGAAAAGUGCUGUCCUUACCUUCUUUCCCUUCUGCCACCUCUUCUCUAGAAAAACCUGUUAAAAUGGUAUCUGAUUUGCACUGCAAAUGGUAAUAUAAAUGCUUGAUGAUGAGCAGUCUCUUUAGAACACACAGUUCUGGGUCUUUAUAAUCUAGCUUUUUGGGCCUUAAUUUUUUCUUGUCAAAAUAGACUGGCAGCAUUAGUUUAUUACUGUGUAGCUGAGAAGCAGAUAAUCUCUUGCUAAUAGUCUGUGGAAUAAACAAUAUCCUACUAUAUGAAUAGUUCUUUUGGUAAAUGUAUAUAUUGGAAUCUAAGGUGGUAGGUGGGUAUGUCUUUUAUAACAAAAGGCGUAUAUUAUGACCCCAAUCUUGCAGUACAACACACAUGCUGAACUAACUUAAGUGGGAAUACCCAGAUGCUUAAGUAUUGCACAGUGAUAAUUGUUUUAGCCAGAAUAGGUGUUGCACUGUUCUGAAACUACAGCUCCUUUGUGGUGCUUCCAUGUUUCAAGAUUUUAUUUUUUGAAAAUGUGCUUUAUUUAUAGGUUAGGAACUGACUUUACUGAAGUCUUUUUUUUGUGUGUUUUAUACUUGUAGACUCAGAAGGAAUCCUGAGCCUACUGAAAUCAGUGUAACCAGAAUUACCUCUUAUUUGAACAAAUUCCAAAGAUAAUCAAGUCAGAGGCAAGGUAUCUGUGGGUUUUUAAUGUAUUGCUUUGUACUGGAUAAACUUUUUUUUUCUGAAAACUAACCCUAGCAGCUUUCUGCUUCUGUGGAUGAAAGUCAAAUCUGCACCUGAAAUCUGGACAUUACAAUUCAUAACUUCUCAAGAGCAAUUCCUGUGCCUCUGGCAGACUGUUGAAUGUACCAGCUAAAGGUGCUUUUCAUUUCUUUAUUGGGACACUAUUCCUAUUAGAAUGUAGUUGCACAUGCAUAUAUAUGCAUACCACCUUUCAGUUAACCUUAAGACUGGAUCCCAAAACUAGGUAGUCAGUGUGACAUUCUGUGCCAAACCUGGGUUUCAGGCUUAAGAAUGUGCUUCUGCAAGGCAGCUCAAGCCAGAUUUAUCAGUCUUUUGGACCUAGUUCUCAUUCCAGGCCUGUUCUUUUUACAUUACCUUUCUCUGCUUACACUUACCCCAAGGUGUCUCAGACAGAUCUGUUCAUACAGGAAUUUGAUUAAUUUAAAUAGCAGGAAGGUACCCUGCUGAUCAGUUGGGUGUUUGUUUUGGUGGGUUGGUUUAUUCGUUUUUUUUUGCUAAAAUUUAGUGAAUUGAGGAAGGACUCAUGGGGUUAGGUUGAAAGUUGGCUGAGGGAGGGAAGGAAGAGCAAUUAAUUUCUUUUUGUUAUGAGCAACCUAUGAACUCCAUUCAGCCAUAACAUUAAAUUGUACCCUAACUCCUUUCCCAGUCAGACAGUCCAACCCAUAGGCUGAGGGGGAGGCACUGAGGAUUCUCAGGCUCACAAGUGAGCAAGCAGCAUUUGUGCUCUAGGAAUAGGAGUCAUGGCCACAUCUGUUCUUAUACCUCUGUUAUUGCUACCUCUUGGUUAAUCAGAGGUUUUCUCUCAGAGGGAAGACUGGGAGAGGUAUUUUCCUUCAUCUGCCCUGUGCAAGGAAGCUGAUAUUAGAGACUGCCACCUGGAAACCUUGACAAGGGCUUGGUCUCAGCAGGGCUGUGCUGUUAGCCUAAGUGAGGGUUUGGCAUCUUCAGCUGGAAACAGUUGCAGCAGUGAGCAGGUACCCCUGCUAGAGGGUUGAUGUACAAUACAAAUGUAACCAUACAUGACAUAUGUAAAGAUGCAUUACAUAGUUAAACAGUGCCCGAAAUACCAGCCUUAGGAGCAGGGUGUACAGAGAACUUGCCUUGCUGUAAGCUGUUACUGACAGAACUUACCAUGCACAGCUGCUUGGCUUGCUUGUAAGAACAUGGAGCCAAUGGUCUCCUGUUCCCUGUACCCAUGAGUGCUACAAGAAUGGCUGUCAAGUUCAUUUUGACUAGCUGCUUAUUUAAAAAAAAGACUGGAUUUUUUCCUGUUUCAUGCUUGCUUUGCAGUAUGGCUGGAGAAGCUGGCAGUUUGUCCAACUUGCUGCUAUCUGAGCCAGCUCUAGAGCUUAAGUUUCAAUGAAGCUCUGCCUUUCCCAUUGCCUAACCUGUGUGAUUAUUAUACCUGUUAUGUAGAUGGAAGCUUACUACCCACUGUUUAACAGGUAACAACUGUACUAUUGUCACAGCAGUUGAAGGGUUACUAUGGUAUGACAACAUAGAACCAGCACUGCUGGAGCUUUCUAUGAACUACUACAUUCCAGAACAGCUAGAGUUAAUUUCAAGUGAGCAGUCAAUAUUUCUUAAGCUUUAUUUCAGCUUUCUUUCCUGUUCAGAGAAGCAUGUGUUUUUUUAUUACAUGCCCUCUCCAUAGCAGUUCAGGUCAAUGCUCUAUUACUACAGAUAAUAGAAGAGUUCCAGAAUAGUUAUUUUCUUCAUUUAAACAUCAGUUCUGAUAAUUAAGUUCUAUCCUUAAAUUGCUAAAAAAAAAAAAGGAAUAUUCAAGCUUUUUCUUUCAAAAAAACUUUUCAUAAAGCAGGAAUAAUUUAAAGCUAAUGCACCUAAAAGUUAAUAAAAGUCACCAGCACUAACUAGACAUUUUCUUGCAGUAAAGAAACACAGCUUCAUUUAAAUUAUGACCAGAAAUCAGAUUACCUAUUAAGAUAAAUAUGGUUGUAUAAACUACUGGCAAUGUUAGAUGAAGUUUUUUUGCAAGGUACAUUUUGAGAAUAUAUUUUGAAUUCUAGAAUCCUUGACUUGUAAAAUGAUCAUUUUUUUAAAUGGUUUGUAAAAUAGUAAAGAUGACCUUAAAGUCUUAUAAUGAAAAUAUAAUAAAUUGCUUUCUCUUAGUU